AUGGCAAUGGUUCCCGAAGCGGGCCGCCGUCGAGGAAAAGAGUUCACGCUGAGACGCCUCGUCAAAGACUGCCAGCGAGUGAAGGGAGAACCCGAGAGACAGGACAUCGGGCCGGUUCCCUCGCGGAUCCGGUCGAUCGCAGCCGCCUUGACUCCGAUCGUGCCAGCCUCCUUCUUUCUCCUGCCCCAAGUGUUUGGGGCCGCGGACGCGAAGCUGGAGUUUCUGGUCUUCUUCCUUGCUCUUCUACUCGCAUUUUCCACGGGCUCGGUCGGACUCAAACUGGUGAGCAGGACCCGACCGUCCGUCGCCGAUUCCGUUUCAGACGCCCUGCACAGGAGCAGCGGGCAGCUCGCGGCUGUCCUCUGCGCCGUCGGGUCCCUGCUCUCCGACCUCAGCGUCCUCGCUCUCCUCGCCAAAGGGUUAUCCGGUUCCUUGGAAUCGCUGAGCAAGAAUCAAAUUUAUGUCUGGGCCAAUUUUGGGAUCCCGGCUUCCACUGUAGACAUUCCGGCGGCCAUUGUCGUCGUCGCGGUUUUUCUCAUACUUCAAAUCACUUCUCUGGAUUUUCGCGCUCUGAAAGUGGCAGGUGACGUAUUGGCGGUAAUUAGCCUCGCGACGAUCAUCUUCGGAACGGCAGCGGGACAAACCCUGACUACCGCGGAAGCCAUCAGAAAAACAUCAAAAGUGGGGCUGGUCUUGGCGCUGGGCGUGCUGUGGGGGGUGUUGGUUCGACCUCUGACCCCGAGGAAACCCGGACACAUUGGGGAACACCAGCCACAAAAAUUACGAAGGGUGGCGUCUACCAUCGCGGCCGUCGUGGGAUUCCUCAUCGUUUCGUUGCUGGCCGUCUCACAAGUCCAUAACGCACACACGGAAGCUUUCUUUAACGACACGUAUCUCAACGGCACGUAUCACGACAGCACUUCCGUUUUUCCCGGUCUCGCCGGUGAUAGUAAAGCAAGGGAGUGGAAUACCUGGGUUUUGGUCACAUUCUUGUUUCUGCUAUUCAUGGCGAUCGUCACGUUCCCAGAGGCCUUCCUCGUCCCUGUCGCGACUCUUACGCGUCUGAGCGAAGACCAUCUUUUCCCACGAUUUCUCAAAGUCGAAAAUCCCUACAGUGGCUCCAACGUCACUGCAGGUGGGGUUUGUGCGAUCGUGGCCGCCUCACUGGCCCUGGGCUCGUCGCUGAGGAAGCUCACGAUUUUCUUCGCGACCGGAACCGCGUGGGAGUAUGCAGUUGUAAUCCUGUCAGUGAUGUCAAAACGGUUGAUGCAAAUGCACGGGAGAUCGGAAGAACAGGACUCAGAGCGCGGCGCUCGGAGCAAACGGAAGAGGGCAUCUCGCGCUUUCGAGUCGUUUAGGCGUCGUCUCGGGAGAGUCAUCCCAAGAAAACGAAAUCGUUCUCGAAGCGGGAGAAGAGGAAAAAAGAAGGAAUGGGUGGGCUUGUCAUUGCAUCACUGCCUGGCCCUCAUCGUGUCGGGUUCCUUUACGUCGGCCGUCACCUUCUUGUCCAACGAUGCCACCUGGGCCUGGGGACUCAGCCUCACGAUUUUACUUCUCACCUUGGGAACUUCUUUGCUAUUUCUAUACGCGAAUGCGCCCAAACGCGAAGCAUCGGAGACGAGCAGCUCCUUCUCCUUAUCGCCCUUCCCUUUCACUCACGGCAUCACUGUCGCCGUCGUCUGCUUCGUUUUCACCGUCGCAUUGCGUCAGUCGUUGCCGGUUUUCCUCGCCUUCUUCGUCGUCGGAAAUCUUCUGUACGUGAUCACCCGGUAUUGGGUCCUGAAAGAGAAGCCAAGAGCGAGUGAGGUCUGAGUCGUUCGUCAGAUUCGCAAGUGUCAUUCCAGAAUCGUGCAAACGUAGGGAAGCGAAAACAUCCAAGAUUCAGCACAGAUAAAAUGCUUUUCGUUUACGAGCUGACUCGUCGCAUUCAUCCUUUUCCAGC
Messenger RNA from Darwinula stevensoni, 1942 nucleotides. The record is from the annotation of a GenBank genome assembly. NCBI's taxonomy places the organism in Eukaryota, Metazoa, Arthropoda, Ostracoda, Podocopida, Darwinulidae.